GAAAUAAACAUGAGGCACACCGCCCCGAGCGCCGCGGCUGUGUGUGCCGGGCGGGGGUUGGGCCGUUUCCCGCAGAGGGGAAGCGUUGCUCGCCGGCUACCUCACAGCGUCCCGCGGUCCUCGUCUCGGCUGCUGCCGCACACGAAACAAAGCUUCCCUUUGCCAGAAAUGCUUUCAGCGUUCUCACUGGCCUGAUGGAAGAUGCUUACCCCUUGGAUCCUCUGAAGGUUUUUCUACCUUGGUGAAAGUAUACUGAGCAAGUGUUGACUUGAGAGCUGCUUUUAGGAUGUCUGAAGAUGACGAAAAAGUUAAACUCCGUCGAAUUGAACCUGCCAUUCAGAAAUUCAUUAAAGUGGCAAUUCCAACAGAUUUGGAAAGGUUAAGAAAACACCAAAUAAAUAUUGAGAAGUAUCAGAGAUGCAGGCUCUGGGACAGAUUGCACGAAGAACACAUUAACGCAGGACGAACAGUUCAGCAACUCCGCUCCAAUAUGAGAGAAAUGGAGAAACUCUGUUUGCGAGUCCGGAAGGAAGACAUCCUGGUGUUGCAGAGAAUGAUAAAUCCCGUUAAAGAGGAAGCUUCACUUGCCAUAAAAGACUUCCUGCAGCUCCAUUCUCAAUCUGCAGAAGAACUUAAAAGGCAACUCGAAGGACAGGAGGAUGCUUCUUUAACCAGAUCUGCAACUGUAGGAGGAGAAACUUUACAUAACACAGAAGUGAAGGACGGCUCGCAGAGUUUAAUCCAGAUCUACUCCCCCCUUCCUGAAAUACCUCAGCGAGAAAAUGCAGCUGAGUCCUGGGAAACCUUAGAAGAGGGCUUGAUUGAGCUGAGCCAGUUGGUGACUGACUUCUCUCUCUUAGUCAACGCUCAGCAGGAGAAGAUUGACAGGAUUGAAGACCAUGUCAACAGUGCUGCUGUGAAUGUUGAAGAGGGAACCAAAAACUUGAGGAAGGCUGCGAAAUACAAGCUGGCAGCUCUGCCUGUGGCAGGUGCAGUCAUUGGUGGAGUGGUGGGGGGUCCGAUUGGUCUCCUUGCAGGCUUCAAAGUGGCAGGAAUUGCAGCUGCAGUUGGUGGUGGGAUUUUGGGUUUCACAGGUGGAAAAUUAAUACAGAGAAGAAAACAAAAAAUGCUGGAGCAGGUCUCUUCCAGCUGUCCAGAGCUUUCUCACCAAAGUGCCAAAAAAUCCAGCUGAAAUACAGCUUCAUCACUAGGAACGGAAGUGUGGUAGCCACGCUAAUGACAGACUUGCAGCCUUACGCUUUAAAUACAAGGGUGAGCGGCGUGAAUUUUGACAACAGUACUGUUACUUUGGGGGGGGGUGAAACAGUAACAUCAGAAUUUCUCUUUUCAGAUGUGGCAACAUCAGUCCUUUGAAAAGUACAUGGUUAACUCUUCAUUAUGAAAUCCUUAGGUGAGCUCUAUGCACAGCUGUAAUGAUAGGCAAUGGGUGCUUCAUGCCAAAUUUGCACAAAGUGUCUUGCAGACAACAAGAGAUAUCUGGAAAAACCCUAAUGCUCUCCUGUGAAAGCCACCCAAAAGCUGGAACUUUUACUGCAGUGCUCCAAAGUAAAGGAAAUAAGCUCCACCUAUCCUUCAUGGUCAGAGUACCUUAAAUUUACUUUCAUUUAUCUGGAUUUCCAAACUCCUCCUGUGUAUAUCCACAGGAUAUGACUGCCUAUGCCUUCCAGUAAUGCACAGGGAAGCAUUAGCUGCCAUAAGAAGAGGUGAAAAUGGUGGUUGAGCAAUGUGGAAAAGACCUUAUGUAUAUCCCACAUCUGCCUCCAUCAGCCAAAUCACAUCACCAUUAUAAGCAGCUUUUCUCCUUUUCCAGGUACCUUUUAAUUUGUAAACUCAUCUUGUUUAAAGUGUAGUUAAGAAUUAAUCAGUCCAAGGAGCAACUGUGCUGGGGAAUAAUAAUUUUCCAUGGCUGUUCAACUCCUUGGCUUGUCCUGAGAACACCAGACAGGAUGAAGGGCUGAGCUCUGGCAUUCUGAGCCUGAAGCUGCACCUUAUGCAGCACUUACUGCUAGAUGUUGCCCUUGCCUUCUCAUCUCCCAUCAGCGACAGGGCUGUGGUGAGAGAACUAAAUAGCCUCCCUGGCUGCUGCAGCCAGGCCUGCUCCCUCAGUAGUUUUCAUUAUCCCUCAAAGGCAGUAUUAGGCACCUGGUCACAGCCUGGUACAGCAGCACCAAGGCCCUUUAAGUGGUGCCAGUGUCAGCUGCCAGCCCCAGGGGACGGCUGUGUAAACCAGAGUAAGCAAACCAUCCUUGUGUGGGUCUGAGUCACACCUCUUGUAUCGCCUUCAGUUUCAAAACUUGUGCUUCUACCCACACUGUAGCUUCUUGUCCUUUAGGAACAUGCUGUGGAGCCUGUGUGGGGUGAGAUGGUGAUAGUGCUUUUGCUAGGUUUUUAUGAUGGGUGCCUGUUGUGCUUACCCUCCUUCUUUUACUGCUUAAGAAGGCUUUUGCUUCUGAACCUUACAUUGUUAAAUGUGGAAGUGUUAACAUGGUUUUACUGACACAUAAUCUACUGUUCAGCACAUAGUCCUACCUCCAUCCUUCAGCACAGUUCCCACACUACUGCUGCUACUGUUUGGGGAACAGAAACCGAGGUUGGGAAGCUGCUUUUUAGUGAUUUUAGAUUGUUCAGUUCAUCCCAAACUCUGGUUGAGUCUGGUUUUAUUAGGUGAACACUGAAAUCAGUACUCAGUGAUUGAAGUCUUCCCUGACAGGAAACACUGUCAAAGUAAGUGUGCUACAGCUAGAGUUUUGUUUUGCAACCAGUACUUUGGUAUCAUCAUUGGGAAUAACUGCCCCCUCAUGACAGAUGACGGGGUUUUGAGCCUGGAGACGUAAGCAACUGUUAGUUACAGCACAAAUAUCUUUUUCUGAACAGUUCUUCAAUGUUACUUUUAAAAUGUGAUUGAAACUGCCAUCAGUCAGAGCACUGGGUCUCUCUUAAAUGGGUCUGAGGCUCAGGGAAGCAACGUGUGCAAAAAUAGUUUUCACAAGUAAUCACAAACACUGUCAAGUGCAUGUUUUGAAGCCACAGUGCCUACAUCUGUAAAAUCAGCUGGAGUGGAAAACAUGAUCCAAGUCAGUUAGCUCAUUUGCUCCUGUCAGGCAAAAAGCACUUUUCUUUAAAUGCAUUGACUUUGUAUGCAAACAUGUUUAAUGAGCUUGUCACAUUUCAUACUAAGGCUGUUCAUGCCUUUGGUAUGGCACUUCUGCAUUUAAAGGAAGAAACUUAAGAAGUAUUCUUCAUCAGAAACUGUGGUUGAUUCUUUGUCUCAUUUUCAAAAGCUUUGUCUGCUUUCCUACUGUACUCUUCAAAGCCUUGUGCAGUGAAAUGACAGCAGCCACAGCAGAGACAUCGUGGACUCCACCUUCUCCCCCCAACUGGACUAAGGCCAAGACAAUCAGAAUUCAUAAACCUGAAUUCCUGAUGCAGCUUAUACAAACUGAGCUUGGUGUGCAUUCAUUGUAUGAAACAUCCAGCAUAGAAACUAUUCUUCCUCCUCGCAUCUGUAAGGAAGCAACUUCAAAACAUUGUGUACACACUGGAGACUCAAGACACUUAAAUAAGCUCUGUUUUUUAAAAACUGGUGGGUUAUUUACAUAUGUGAAGAAACAUGGGUAUGAGUAACCAAACUAGCAGCUAAAGUGCUAGGUACAUUAGAAGAAAUGUAAGAUAUACAUGAUUCUUUCAGCCCAAAUAAAACUUUCUGCCUAUGAAA
Messenger RNA from Melopsittacus undulatus (budgerigar), 3736 nucleotides. It is a transcript of the gene STX17, whose product is annotated as syntaxin 17. The coding region runs from base 287 to 1192 and encodes 301 amino acids. Gene Ontology annotation, cellular component: autophagosome membrane; SNARE complex; endomembrane system. Gene Ontology annotation, biological process: vesicle-mediated transport; vesicle fusion; intracellular protein transport. The record is from RefSeq and is a predicted model, not a curated record. Lineage: Eukaryota; Metazoa; Chordata; Aves; Psittaciformes; Psittaculidae. Gene Ontology annotation, molecular function: SNARE binding; SNAP receptor activity. The transcript has 9 exons.